GGAGGGUGGUGCUUCGGAACAACGUCUCCCCGCUCCCGGCCCAAGCUUCCAAAUGUUGAUUUGAUUUGCGAUGCUCGACUUGACCAGUCCACCUCACGUCCAUUCGAGCUUCACAACGACUCAAUUGAAGACUUCCACCGCCCAAUACCACGGCGUACUGAACCGUUAAUUGGAAUCGAUUGCGGAAGGUGAAAGGAGGCAAGAUGUCGAAAGCUUUUGCGCCGAGUCGGAGUUUGCUGUCGAAUUUGAGAAGCAGAGGAGGAGGGAAAGCCAUACAGCAGCAGCAGCAGCAGCAGUGCAGAAAUCUCUCAAGUACGACUUCCACUCUCGCCAGCUCGAGACGGACGAAUGGGUCAGCGACGCAGUGUUUGCAGGGUGUGCGGAGGAAUGGCUCAGGAUUAGGAGUGGGAAUGGGAUGGAGUGCGAGGUGGACUGCUGGUGGAAGGGCAGCUGGGAAUGGAAAUGGAGGGAGUGUGAGGGGGUAUAAGACUGUGCAGGAGGCGAAGAGUCGGUAUAAAUCUGGGCCAUUCUCUACCCUAGCAGGCGUCCUGUUCCUCACCUCCGGCGCAGGACUGAUCUUCUACUUCCGUUAUGAGAAAGCACGUAUGGAAAGGAAGCGUGUGGCGGAGGCGGCGAAGGGAGUGGGAAGACCGAAGGUUGGAGGGCCGUUUGAGUUGGUUGAUCAGAAGGGGGAGGCUUGGGGGGAUGAGAAGAUGAGGGGGAAGUAUAGUUUGGUCUACUUCGGCUUCUCUCACUGCCCCGAUAUCUGCCCCGAAGAACUCGACAAGAUGGCCCAAAUGAUCGACCUCGUCAAUGCUUCACCACUACUCUCCAACUCCCCCUCCUCCAACAACCCCAAAGCCCUCCCCCCUCUCCUCCCCAUCUUCAUAACCUGCGACCCCGCGCGCGACACCCCCGCCGUGCUAGCAACUUAUCUCUCCGAAUUCCACCCUGCACUCAUUGGUCUCACUGGAACAUGGGAGCAGAUCAAAGACGUGUGUAAGAAAUACAGGGUGUAUUUCAGUACGCCGUCGGGUGUGAAGAAGGGUGAGGAUUAUUUGGUGGAUCAUAGUAUUUAUUUCUAUUUGAUGGAUCCUGAGGGGGAUUUUGUGGAGGCGAUUGGGAGACAGCAUAGUCCUGAGGAGGCGGCGGGGAUUAUUCUGGCUCAUGUGGGGGAUUGGGUUAGAUCGAGAUAAGGGGUGGGGUUUUUGGUUGAGGGAAAGGUUUUUGUGACGGUGGAGGAGAGGAGGGAUGAUUUUGGGAAGGAGGAGACAAGUGGGAAUACGAGGAGGGAGAUGUAUGAUACGAUACAACUGUAUACUUGUGUAUUAUAUACAGAGUCGCUUGCGGAAGUAUAGAAGGCAAGGUUCGGAAAAGUGAGGAUAGGAAGGAAAUGAAUUAGAAGACAAACAGACACCCAGCUCAAAUAAGACUGAUAAUUCACGC
This is a messenger RNA of Cadophora gregata, 1446 nucleotides long. RefSeq names its product Cu-binding protein (gene SCO1). Gene Ontology annotation, biological process: mitochondrial respiratory chain complex IV assembly. The record is from RefSeq and is a predicted model, not a curated record. NCBI's taxonomy places the organism in Eukaryota, Fungi, Ascomycota, Leotiomycetes, Helotiales, Ploettnerulaceae. The coding region runs from base 204 to 1196 and encodes 330 amino acids. The transcript is spliced from 3 exons.